Fusarium fujikuroi IMI 58289 is the source of this 723-nucleotide messenger RNA. RefSeq names its product related to C-8,7 sterol isomerase/emopamil-binding protein. Gene Ontology annotation, biological process: sterol metabolic process. The coding region runs from base 1 to 723 and encodes 240 amino acids. Lineage: Eukaryota; Fungi; Ascomycota; Sordariomycetes; Hypocreales; Nectriaceae. Gene Ontology annotation, molecular function: cholestenol delta-isomerase activity. The transcript has 2 exons. The record is from RefSeq and is a predicted model, not a curated record. Gene Ontology annotation, cellular component: membrane; endoplasmic reticulum.
AUGGCCACAGAACCCUCAUCGUCCCUACCACCCGACCUUUUCGACCAAACAACAAUCAUCUCCCUCCUCUCAACGCUCGCGAUCGUCUUCGUCGCCUAUGCUGCCUCUUUGCGAUUCUUGCCCUCCGCCUCCUCGGGGACUCUCCGUUUUCUUUUCAUAUGGCAUCUCGCCGAUGCCCUGUGUCAUUUCCUCCUCGAAGGCAGUUUUUUGUACCACUGCUUCUUCUCGCACCAACCCCUCGUCGAUGAUGCGAAAACGGACCUGUUCCCAACACCUCCUGGAUUCCUAGGCUAUAGCGAUCGAGUAUAUGGUGCGCAGUCAGGUGGAGACAAUCCGUUUGCCCAGCUAUGGAUGGUAUAUGCGAGGGCUGACAAGAGAUGGGCUGGUGUCGACUUGGGGGUUGUGAGUCUGGAGUUGUUGACUGUUUUCUUUGAUGGGCCUUUAGCUGUUUAUGUGUGCUACUGCCUGACUAAGAAGGAUCCUAAGGUCAGCAUAUGGAUGAUUGUCCUGGCUACUUGUGAGCUGUACGGAGGAUUCAUGACUUUCUGUCCUGAAUGGCUCAUCGGAAGUACUAAUCUCGACACGAGUAACUUCAUGUACCUUUGGAUUUACCUAUUUUUCUUUAACACUCUGUGGGUCUGGAUUCCGCUCUGGGUUAUUUGGUACUCAGUCAAGGACAUAUCAAAUGCCUUAAAUCUGCGCCAAGGUAAGAAGACUCUCUAG